Messenger RNA from Laccaria bicolor S238N-H82, 165 nucleotides. RefSeq lists its product as uncharacterized. The record is from RefSeq and is a predicted model, not a curated record. Bases 1 to 165 code for a protein of 54 amino acids. Lineage: Eukaryota; Fungi; Basidiomycota; Agaricomycetes; Agaricales; Hydnangiaceae. The transcript has a single exon.
AUGUUACAGCUUUCUGAGUACUACUUUGCUUUAGUUCUGAGGCGAUUACUUACCUCUUUGAAGGUUGUACAUGCACAUUGCCACCUUCUGAACAUUUCCAAGCCUUUGCCACAUCACCAACUAUGCCCCAGUCACCUCCAACACAAGUCCGUCAUCGAUUUAUGA